AUGGCACCGAUUCAGCUGCUCGACGACCUCUGGGGCGUUGUCAUAUCCCACCUUCGGCGUCCCCUACCCACCCCGAACGGGAAGAAUGAGUGGAGAUCCGUCUCUCAACCGGACCUCAUCCGGUGUUUGGAAUCACUGCGCAGCUCAGCACCUAUACAAAGUCGUCGUCACGGACCGUCCAGCCCAGCCGCCCAGCUCGCCGUCGGUAUUCUGGGAGGGACGGACGGAGGUGUUCCAGCUGCACGAGGCAUCAAAUCCAAAGCCCAGCUAUUCGGUUAUGAGCGACUAUUCCUCGAAUACGGACCCACCCCGGAGAAUAACGGGCCCACAUAUCACCAGAUCAUGAAGGCCAAGGCCGGUUCUAGGAUGUUCGACUUUAUCGCCCCUGAUGGUCGGAUGCGCAAGCAUCUGAUCCUCCAGGAGGCGAAUGGAAUAACCGCAGGCAUCUCUGCCAGGAGACGUCAUCUCAUCCGGCUGAAAGGCGUUGCCACCGGGGCAUUCCUUGACGGACAGAGGCGCACAUACCCUCGGCGAUGGGCGUCGAAUGAGGAAAUGAAGGAGAUGUCGCCUACCAUCCAGAAGGCACAGUUCGUUCUUUCGAGUCUGAUCGACCGGCCAAGGGUCAUUACCUUCUGCCAACGGAUCGAAAACGGUCCCCUGGCCUACUUGGCUCUCAUCGACUACCCCAAUGCCGGCGGCGGGAAAUUGCUCCAACACCGACUGCAUGUCGAGUCCCUCGAAUGCCAGGUCCCCGUCGUCUUUCGCGGCCAAAGCAGGUGGUACCUCACCACACACCUCCUCCUCGGCGAUGACGCGGCGAGGUUCCAGCAGGGCUCGGAGCUGGUGGUGAUGAGCAUCGGCAACCUGAUCGAGAGUCGGGAGGGAAAGAUCAAGAACUGGUUGAAGGAAGAGGGGAGACGGAGGAUUGCAAAGGAUCCGAGUCUGACGUUGGGAUCGAUGGCGGAGGCGCCGCCCUGCGAGGUGUGUGGCUGGUGCUCGGACGAUAUCCCCCCCGAAUCAUAUGACUGGUUCGCCAUCAACCGGCGGGACAGCGAAACUGGCGAGAUUGUGGUGACCAGAGAGCCUAGGUGGCAGGAUGAGGACACUGAUGAGGGCGACGAGGAAGACGAUGGGGAGUAUAGUGAUGAGGAGCCCCUACGUUCCUAUAGCUCGAACCUUGUAGCUCCUGUACCUUCCUGUACUCCAUGUAGGCGGCAUGCCGUACGGCCGCAAGCUCAUGCGCUCUUGCCCGAAACCCGCCCGAUUAGCGGAGCUGUCUUUGAUUUUGCGUACACCUUACUCAUGUCACACUCGACCAUGUCUCAUUCUACCAGCGAGAAGAGCGCGACGAGCCAAAAGGAGCGAGCGCAGCUGCCGCCGGAGAUAUGGGUCCAGGUCUCAGGCUAUUUGCAGAAGCCCCUCCCUCGCCCUACUGGCAAAUGCCAGCGGUCCGAUAUACGACAGACGUCGCUCGCAGUAGCCAUGCGCGUUUCGAAACUGUUCAAUAACAUCGCCUCUCCCCUCCUGUAUAAGAACGUGAUCGCCGACGACUUCUCCCUCCUCACCGCCAACCUCUUUGGCGGUCCAGCUGCGAAAGGUAUACAAAGCAAAUCGCAGCUGCUCGAGCAAUGUCAGCACCUCUACCUCGAGUACUCAUCUUUCGCGCCAACUUACCUCGAAAUCAUGCGAGACGGCCCCCGCGCUCGAGCCAAAUUGCGUAGUCUGGCGACGGGGGCGUUCUUAGGCGGGCAAGAUGAGAUCUGGAAGGAGGUCUGGUCGGACGAGCUCGGCCAGCAAUUCGGUCGCGCCCAGGUGAAACUCGCCCAUAUCGUCAAGGACACGCAGCCGGCCCAGUAUUGCUCAAGGACGAGGCGCGGUCCCCUCUACAUCCCCAUCAUGAUCCCCCACGUCACUUAUCCGCGCACAUUCUAUCACCAAAAAGAGCACACCACCGCGGACCUGCGUCACUGCCUCCAUUACGAUGGGUCCGAGGCGUUCUACCCGCCCCUCAUACUGGCUGGGAAAUCUCGGUGGGACUUUACCCUAGCGGAAAUCGAUGAUCCCGAGGAGCAGACGACGGUGGGGUGGAAUAUGGUGGCGGAGAUGGUCAGGCGGUGGAUAGGGGAUAGGGCCGAGUAUCUGACAAGGAUCGACGAGGAGGACAAGCCAACUCUACCAGAUACGCCCUAUCUCGACCUGGACAUCUACGUACCGAGGGCAAUGUUGAGGCCUGAUACCAAGGAAACGAUGUUGGAACUGUUGGGUCAGAUAAGGGAGACGCAAUUGGCCACGUCGAAUACGUCCGAGUCGCAAUCUGGGAAAGACGUUAUCCGGUGGCACAAGCUCGAGGAUGCUCCUAAGUGCGAAGGUUGUGGGUCUCUACCGACGAUCUUCCGGGAGAUGAUGGCCUGUAAAGGGGAUUUUGGUGUUCUCAUCCGUGGUCAGAGUCACACUGUGGAGGGAAUCCUCCCCAAGAAAUGGGCCCCUCGCGGCUCGCACGACAACCCGUACCUUGUCGCGGACUCGGACGAUGAGCGGGAGGUGGCAGUCCCGCCGCAGCCGGCUGUCGGCGCAGGACUGGUGCCUCGACCAAUCGUUCCGGAGCAGCCACAACUCUGUGCAAAGAAGCGGAAGCCCAGUCACGCCUAUCGACAGCCUGCAUGCCGGCCGAUCAAAGACAUUCGGAAACACGACCUGUGGAAGCACGAUAUCGCUCAUAGGUCAGGUAGCUCAAUCCACCACAGGCAUCGUCACCUGACCCUCAUGAUGGACCCUGAUGCCAAUUGGGCUAUCGUAGAUGAGCUUGAGGGACCGAGCAAGGAUGGAGAAGUCGAUGGGCCCUGUCAGAACUGCAGGGCUCAAGAAGAGAAGACAGAUUGCAUUGUGGAGGUCGAGAUUAUCCCUGGCGAACCCCACCGAGUGAUCAGAAGGUGCAUGUGCUGUAUUGUUCAGGAGAAGAGGUGUGAUAUGACCCUGCACGGAAAUGCUCACACUCAACAAAUGAUCAAUGCUGUCCGUAACACACCGGCAGUCCGAGCAGCUUUCGGCCUCCGGCAACUCGGCCCUAUCCCCGAUCGCGAACCUGCUACUCUCGGAUCGACCAGCGACGCGGAAGUGCAGGAAGCUGAUCAAAGCCACCUCGCAAGGAGCGUCAAGCGCAGGCGCGUCUUCUCACCCGAUAUCACUCCACCUCCCUCCGCCACGCCAGAAAGAGCCGGUCGCAGCAAUUCGCAGCCGAGUCAAUCGCCAUCGGUGGAUGAAGCCCUCAAUUUGGCGGUCACGAACAUCCAGGAGUUUGUUGAGCGGAUGAGGAAGAUGCUUGUAGAUCAGAUGGGCGACUACGAGAUCAAGAUCCUGUUUGAGGGACGCAGCUUGAGCACAGGAGCCGGGACCAGGGUCGCCAGCGCCAGCGUAUCAUCUGCGGUCACAUUCAUCGGCGCCUUCACCCAAGAGCUCAAGGAUAUACUGGCGGGACAGGCGGAAGGUGGAAAGUUGCGCUUUGUGAUGAAGAACAUGUUCACCGUAGUGAACGGACAUAUUGACACCUUGCAGCAACUUUGA
Messenger RNA from Dioszegia hungarica, 3561 nucleotides. RefSeq lists its product as uncharacterized. The coding region runs from base 1 to 3561 and encodes 1186 amino acids. NCBI's taxonomy places the organism in Eukaryota, Fungi, Basidiomycota, Tremellomycetes, Tremellales, Bulleribasidiaceae. The record is from RefSeq and is a predicted model, not a curated record. The transcript is spliced from 17 exons.